Molecule: messenger RNA, 1931 nt
Organism: Tripterygium wilfordii
Lineage: Eukaryota; Viridiplantae; Streptophyta; Magnoliopsida; Celastrales; Celastraceae
Product: protein UXT homolog
Exons: 8
Coding region: 1124-1576 (150 amino acids)
Biological process (GO): positive regulation of transcription by RNA polymerase II
Cellular component (GO): chromatin; mediator complex
Molecular function (GO): transcription coregulator activity
Source: RefSeq, a predicted model, not a curated record
ACCAAACCAGUUAACCUACGCUACCCUAGGUCUCUCCGCCUUGCUCUGAUGGUCUCCGCCUCUCCCCGUCUCUCUCGAUAUGGCGAUAUUCAACAAAUGACCAGAUCGGAGAACAUCAUCACCGACUCUCCCUUACUCAGUUACUCUCCUUCUACUUGAGUCUCUGUCACUGUUUCACACUCGGUCACUCACUCUUCAUUGCUCUUACAUCGGCGCCAACAGAGAACCUGUAACCAGAUCGAAGAUUGGAGAACAUCAUUCGUCGGCGUCUCGAUUCCUCCGGUUUUGAAACUGGCUUGUUAUUGACUAUCUUGGCUCUCUGUUUGCAGUGAAACUGUCUUGGUGGCUCUUUAUUUGGCGUUGGCACUAUCUUGGUGGUUCUCAUUUAAUCAUUUAUCAUUCUUGUCUUAUGUUUUUGGACUAUCUUUAUUGACUUAUUGUGUAUGAGUGGAUGACUGUAGUUUGUAUGUUAUAUUGUUAUGGACUUGAUGACUUAUGGUAGAGACUCAGACAAUCAGAAUGUAUUAAGUACUGUAUCUGUAAUUCUGUAGGCAGGUUUGGCAGUCUGCAAAUUGCAAAUUAUUAGACUAUUAGUUAUGGAUUAAUAUUUAAUGGAUUAUGCAGCAGGUGCCACAUUUUUUUGUCACAGAUUGCAGUUUCGGCAUGGAUAUUUGAUGCCAUUUAUUUAUUUAUUUUUUACCUCUUUUGGUUUUUGGUGACAUUGUGAAUCAAAUUGUCAAUCUGUAUUAAGGAAGUGUGCAGGUGGGCUUAUUAUUUGCUUUGGGCCUAUUUAGGGCUUGCGGGUGACCUGAAACCCGGGAACUCCUUAACAGGGUUGUCGGGCGGGUCAUCCAUUUGUCAAAAAGACACCCCUACUAUGGUAUGCCGAAUUUGAAGUCCAUUUUCAGAACGCCCAAAAUAUAGUGGGCCUUGAUUUAUCCACUUUUUGGGCAAUUUUGUUCUCUGACGACUCAUAUGAACUCUUCGUUUCUUCACUCAACCAUCCUCUCCUUGUUUUCCAAAAGACGACAGUAGUCGAAAUCACUGAAAAUCUCUAGGCCGGCGUCGGUAUUCUUCUCUAGUUAUCGUCCUCUCUACUUCAGCUCUCUACUUAGAGUUAGAAAUGGACAACCGGCAAGAGAAAGUCCAAAAGUUCGAGGAAUUUGUUGAUCGCCGCUUGAAACCAGAUCUGCUUCGUGCUAUUGCUGAAAGGGACAAAGUUUUCGAACAACAAAAAGUGUUCUCAGAUUUGCGAAGGAACAUAGAGAACUUAGAAAAAAGUAGUGUAACCAGUCUUAGAACAUUGGUUAAUCUUGGCUCUGAAGUGUACAUGCAAGCUGAAGUGCCAGAUACGCAACACAUAUUUGUGGAUGUUGGACUGGGUUUUCAUGUUGAGUUUACAUGGUCUGAAGCUUUGAAUUACCUAUCUCAAAGAGAAGAAAAGUUAUCGAGGCAAAUAGAGGAGUGUACUCACCUGAUUGCAUCAAUUAAAGCCCAGAUCAAGCUGGUUUGUGAAGGAAUUCGAGAAUUGCUUGAAAUUCCAGCAGAGCCAUCUAAACAGGAGCGCAUUUUUUGACUUGUUAAAAAAUGAUGCUUAUGUGGCUGUUUUUGAGUUUCUACUUAGAGGUAUAAAAGUAUUUACACCCGCAGUCUGUAAGCGUAAUACUGCGAUGUCUCUUUCUUUCGGUUUUUUUAACAGCCUAUUGUGUUACUUUCACUGUUGGACUCAAUUGGUUUUAGACAUGGUGAUGUUCACCAGAAUCGCAAGAGCUUGUCGGUCCUGGAAAAAGCUUCUUUGUUGGGAGGGGAUAAUUCUUUCUUGUAAAGAUUAAUGAACUUUUUUUGAAUGUCUCACACUGGAAAAAGGUGUUAAGUCACUUUACCACUAAAGGGAGACAACAAAUGAAAUUUGAAGACUACAAUGUUCAAUA